CCAUAUCACCCUUUUUUAAAGUUAAAAAUUGUGAAAAAAAAAAUCAUUAAUCCUUCAAAUAUCAAAACUAAAAGAUGAACCAAUUUUUACCCUCUCAACCUAAGCGUGCCCGUAUGGAUACUCAAAAUCAACAGCCGCCUACAAAUAAUAACGGCAAAGCUAGCGCUUCCCUCUCACAAGAAUCGGAACAACAAAUUGUUCAAGACACGUACGCCCUCCCAGCGAAAUCUGCUGCGACAUUAAUUAUUGUCUUUAUUUCAAUAAUUUUAUAUAUAUUAAUUUUAUAUAAGGUGGAAUUACUGGAAUAUUCGAGGUUAAAAAUAGAAAGUAUCUUGAAUAUCUUGAAUGAAAUUUUUCGGAUGCCAAUUGAUGACCCAGUCUUUCGUAAUCUUGCCAAUUCAACUACAAUAUUAAUUGAAGAUCUUGUUAAAUUUAAUAUACCAGCAAGUGAUAACGUAAAAGAUCUUCGCAUAAUUUCGAUUUACUUGUCCGACGUCAUAUCCUCAAGUUCAGAUCCUACCAAUUUAUCUCCCUCAUUAUAUCUUAAAAAUCUUGGUGAUAAGACAUACGAUGUAGGAAAAUAUAUUGGAAGUAUAUAUGUUUCUGGUUCAUUUACACUUGAUGAACUUUUUAAUGAAUUCCAAGAUAUUCAACAAAAUUUAUCGAUAUCUUCUAAAGAUGAUCCUUUAUUAUUAAUUCAAAAAGAAGAGACACAAUAUUUUUAUGAUAAAGUAUACAAUUUGAUAUCAAGAUCUAAAGAUCCUUUAUUGACUCAAAAAAAUGCACAAUAUUUUUAUUCAAGAUUAGGUCAAGUUCUCAAUCUAAUAACAAGAUUUCAUGGUAAAUUUGUUAAAAUUGAGAAAGAAAUUCAAGACAUUCAAAAGUUAUAUCGUGGUUAUAAUAAUGCUCAAGGAUUUUCAAAUAUUAUUAAUUACAUUAAUGAGAAUGAGUCAACAUAUAAACAAAUAUAUGAUAUGGAAACAGUUCAACAAAAGUUAGAUAUUGAACGAAGACAAAUGGAUCAAUUGAUGGCUAUUGAUCAUGAAGUUAUAAGAAUCAAAGAAAGUCUCAACUUAUAUAAAAAUAAUCUUAAUGAUUUUAUUGAGAGAAUUAUAAAUUUAAUUAAUAGAAAAAUUAUAACACAUGAGGAUAGUCAAAUGUUGAGUGAAGUCCUAAAUAGUGUGGACAAAGCAAAGGAAAUUUGGAAAGAGAUGGAUGUUUCGGAAAAUAAUCGUUUGUUUCGAAUAGAAAAUUAAUUCUUUCAUUGAUAAGUUGAAGGAAGAUACUUGAUAUUAUCAUCAUAUUUAGUUGUUUAUCAUGUAAAUGUAAAAUAAUAAAAUAACGCCUAUUUAUAAAAUUAAACAAAUUAAGCGAAAAAGAACGAUUUAAUGAAAUAAAUUGA
This is a messenger RNA of Rhizophagus irregularis DAOM 181602=DAOM 197198, 1402 nucleotides long. RefSeq lists its product as uncharacterized. The record is from RefSeq and is a predicted model, not a curated record. Lineage: Eukaryota; Fungi; Glomeromycota; Glomeromycetes; Glomerales; Glomeraceae.